Messenger RNA from Prunus persica (peach), 2298 nucleotides. RefSeq lists its product as uncharacterized. The transcript has 8 exons. Gene Ontology annotation, molecular function: chromatin binding. NCBI's taxonomy places the organism in Eukaryota, Viridiplantae, Streptophyta, Magnoliopsida, Rosales, Rosaceae. Gene Ontology annotation, biological process: DNA-templated transcription. The record is from RefSeq and is a predicted model, not a curated record. Bases 107 to 1930 code for a protein of 607 amino acids.
AUUCUGAGAGCUCCCUAGUCUGAGACAAAGCAGAGACCGAGAGAGAGAGAGACGACGGGCCCUUGACAUCGAUCACACCCACCAAACCGCACCGUUUCACCUCAGAAUGGGGAACAGAAGGUUCGCGCAGGUCUCGACCAGCGACGACGAAGACGACGUCGCACCGCAAAACCAGCAGUUGGAGGAGGAGAACGGGUCGUCGAAGAAGAGGAAGCAUAUGAAGCUUCGAGAGGGAGAAGAAGAAGAGUCAGAAGAGGAAGAGAAGCACAAGAGUAAGAAGAGGAAGGGAAAGAAAGGGAAAAAUGUUAGGGACGAAUCGGCGUCGGAGAGCGAAGACAACGAGGAAGAGCCACAGCUAGAGGACGCGAAGCCGAUUGGCGAGGUCGUUAGGCUUUCAGGGAAGGGGAGGGGUCGCAGGCAACACUACGAGGCGUUUGAGUAUGACGGCAACCGAUACGACCUGGAGGAUGCGGUUCUUCUAAUUCCCGAGGAUAGAAAACAAAAGCCUUAUGUGGCAAUUAUUAAGGAUAUAAGUAAGACCAGAGAUGGGAGCAUGAUGGUAUUAGGACAGUGGUUUUAUCGACCUGAAGAGGCAGAGAAAAAAGCUGGUGGAAACUGGCAGUCACGUGACACAAGGGAGUUGUUCUAUAGUUUCCAUCGUGAUGAGGUUCCAGCAGAAUCUGUAAUGCAUAGAUGUGUGGUGCAUUUUGUUCCUUUAAAUAAGCAGCUACCAAGUCGUAAACAGCAUCCUGGCUUCAUUGUGCAAAAGGUGUAUGACACCCAAGGGAAAAAACUUUGGAAGCUGACAGAUAGGGAUUAUGAGGAAGAUAAGCAGCAUGAGAUUGACUUACUAGUUCAGAAAACUAUUGGAAGAUUGGGAGAUCUUCCUGAUAUAGAGACUGCAGAUACCACCUUUAAUCAGGAUGAGCAGUUCAAGACUAAAAGAAGUUUGAUAAAAAAGAACAUAUCACCCCUUGAUGUUUCUAGGGUGGAAGAAGCAAUAACUAAGCCUGGUCAAAAUCAAAAAGCUGAAACUCCUGGAAGCAGGACUAAUUCCUCAGAAUAUCAUUCCAUUUUAGUCAAGUUCAUGGCACUAACUGGAGACACACAUCGUGAUAGAUGGUUGGAGAAACUUCUUGAAAAUAUUAGGCAUGCAUGCAAUUCUGCUGACAUCACGAACGGAGAUGAAAAGAGGAAAUCUGGUUCUGAUGAUAUUGCCCAUGCAAGUGACUGUAAGUCCCCAGAAGUUGGAAAUGGAUCUCAUAAUCUCAAGAGUGGCAAGUCUUUUCACUGGCCAGAUGAUGCUGUUCGUGCAGUUACUUCUCUGGAAAAGGCCUCUCAUGAGUCUCUCUCCUCAGAUUCCACGAAGUAUAACCAAAAGUUGCGGCAACUGUGGUUCAAUAUCCAGAGAAAUUCAUUCCUAGCCCGCCGGCUGCUAAAUCAAGAGUUGGAACCUUUAACAAUAGUGAACAUGUCACCUGAUGAGCUAAAGGAGGGUUUAACGGCUGAGGAGAGAGCAAAGAAGGAGCCUGAUGACUGGGAGCGUAUGCAGAUGACGGAUGCUCGUUGCUCAAGAUGCUCUGAGUUCAGGGUGGGAGUUAGGGACAUCAUUCAAGCAGGACAUGGUGCUCGUUAUCAGCUGGAGUGUAUUGCCUGUGGCCAUUCGUGGUAUGCCGCUCGGGAUGCAGUUUCGAUGCUCACAAUUGAUGCACCUAGUUCUAACAAGAACGUGGGUACAGCUCCAUUAGCCACUGCCAAAUUUGAAGAUGUUGAGAAGAAGCUGGUGAGUCCUCGUGAAUCUGACAAGGCAGCAGCCAAGGACACUUUGAAAAAAACAACAGAAGCAUUUAUGCCAGUCUUGGAUGCGCAAAGAUCAUUUAGUAAGUCUAGAAAGGAAGAAAAUUCAGAAUCAACAAAGAAAGCUGAGUAGAAAUGUUGGGCAGCCUUCAUAGUUUUGUGUUUAGAAAGGUAGGUUUAUCAAUUUUCUAGGAAAUUCUGAGUAGUAGUAGACUUGUACAGAACUUAGUAUACCCAUGCAUAUGCUAAUCGAUGGUUUUCCCCGACUCGGCGACAGUUUUAACCAAGUUAAAUAUGUUUCUUCACAUAGGAUAUACCCCUCUGCCCUGAGGGUUUAGCGUAGAUAGUUUUAACAUGCUCAAGAGCUGAAAUUCUGUAUCUGCUGUAGACGCUCCAAAUUAGAAUAGACUGACCGGAUGUCAGAAUAUAGAUGAGAAUUGAUGUCACUAAGUUCCAGACAAGUAAUGGAGAUGGCCUUCUACCUGUUUUCUUUGUUCUGUU